UGGUAUACAGCUGUAUGUGUCAGUGAAGGUGGUGGUGCUGAAUGGUGUCCGCCUGAACAAGUACAGGUGUCAGCGAGGCAGUAACUCCUUGGAGGGCUUGCACUCACACCUGUACAAUGCCAUUCCCUCAGAGAUGUGGAGUUAUGCCAUUCCAAGUGUAUCUGAUUGCAUUUGCUGUGCAGUGGAACAGCCGCAUGGAAUCACUCCGGGUUGCUGGUGGUCAAUGGCAGGCAGACGUGGUGUAUGGACCCGUGGCAGAUUCAGCGCCUGAAUCAGCAGGCUGAGGUGCUCUUCGGUAAAGAGCAUGUCCUCGAGCCCAACUUUGCCACUCCAAUGCCCUACCCUGCUGUAUACAAGGACCCAGACGAGGAGGAGCUCCUUGGAGUAGAGUAUGCCAUGUGCCAGUCAACCAGCUUCACUGCAAAGGAUUACUAUGCCCAGCAAGUUGAGGAAGAGCAGUCCUGUGAAGAAGAGGAGAUGGCUGAACAAAGUGAGGACAAGCUGGCAGAUGAGGGUGUGGACAUGGGUGCAGAGUCAGAGGAGGAUCCUAUGGACACUGUCAGUGACAAACAUGUAAUCCUCACUCAGUCAGAACAGGUGGAGGAGGAGGACAGUCCUGCUCUGCAGGAUGUGCUGAUGACCCAGAGCCAUCUGCAUCUUCCUGGGCUGGAGGAAGUGGAAGUCUUGGCCCUGCUCAUUUUAGAACUGGCAGACAACAGUGACCGUCACCUAGUGCCAGCUGACCUAAGGCUGAAGAUUUGUACUGCAGUUGGUGCUCUGCAAGAGCAUGACAGGUCUGCAGCCAACUUUGUAAAAAAGUAUGGAGUCAAGGUGGGGUUACACCCUGUUUUGCAGAUGCUUGGGAGCUGACGAACCUGAGACCAGAGCAGCACAGAAGACAAAGUUUUCCUGGUUGAGGUACCUUCAGGCAGCCCAGGUGACUGAAGAUAGUCGUCUGUUGUACCUCAUUAUUAAGAUGCUGAAAAACCGGCCACCAGCCAGUUGUCUCACCUCCCCCACUAAUUUGUUUUCCCCCAAAAAGGGGCGUUAACCUUCGAUGACGCCAAAGUAGCGUUGGUCUAUAGUGUGACAUCUGUGUAAACAUAGAUGAUGUCACAGGUUUUUUUAAUUAAAGAAGAUAGCCUUCGUUUGUAUGUAGGCCUAGGCAAUUUAUAUAUUUACAAUACUUAAAUAUAAUUAAUAGUAUUUUAUUACUUUUGUAUUAGUUGUAUUAUAUGGCAUGGGAAGAGAAAAAGGCUAACUACAGGGCAACAGUAAUGCCAAAAGUGAAACCCCACCAAAGAGUGCUGUCAGAAGAACCAAUGCCAGCAGCUCCUACUCUGCCAGAAUCCCUUCCAGCUCCAGAUCGACCUCAGGUUCAGUACCAGAGCCUACGUCAUGUAGCUGGGAAAAGGCAUGGUCAGAAGCGGAAGUUAGAUGUGGAAAUGCUUGUGAACCGGCCCAUUCAACCUAAAACCCCUGUGGCCACGUACAUCCCACCCAGAGCAUCAGCAGCACCUGUCCUGGUAGUGGUUCCUGCACAGCCACCGGGACCAUCCAUGAUGCUCUGUGGGGCAUCCAACAGUCAAGGGUUCAUACCAUUCUCACCGCCUCCUGAGCUGACAUCCAGAUUAAUCAAGCCUCAUAAAUCCUUGAGGCCUUGUGGGGCCUGCCAAGUACCCCAGUGUGGUGGGCAGUGUAAGAGGUACACACCCUCCGAAGACAAGGCUGCUGAAAGUAGCCAAAAAAUAUUCACCUAUUGCCCAGCAACUAGGAAGUCCAACAUUUCAGGUUUUGAAGGUGUUGUGUUCAACAGUUUUGAACACUUCAAAAGUGUAGUAGAUGAGGAACUAAAAAAGAAAAAAACUACAACUACAUCUGCUACUACAUUCCCCAAAUCACAAUAGCAGAUUUCUGGGGUAUGGUUUGGACUUGGUUCAGACCUGGAUUAGACCUAGUUUAGAUUUUGCCCUAAUUUGGUCCUGGUUUAGACAUGGUGUGGGUUACAGAGAUUUACAUGUCCUCAACAUUAUUUACACUUUGUGGGUUACAAUGUACUAUUUGCCAUGUUAUUUAUAUUCUCAUUAUAAGGCUAAAUAUAGUUAGCCAUAUGUGCUACUAUAUCUAGCUCUUAUACCAAUUUACCGAUUCAUUAUACACCAUCUAUAAAACACAUACCUAUUUUCACAUAGAAAAAAAGAUGUGUUUUUAGUGAAUGUAAAUAUCUGCUUAACAUCACAUAACAUUGUACUGCAUUAUCUCAUCCCCUUGUAUAUAUUGUAUGUAUAUUGUAUAUUGCUCAGUGUGUACAUGUAUAAAUCUUGUUAUAAGAAUCCUGUAAAUAAUAACCUAUUAGUACCUAUUUUGCUAUAUUUUCUGCUAAAUUACUUAAUAAUUAAUGUUAAUUUUAUUCUGUUUAUCUUGU
Carassius gibelio (silver crucian carp) is the source of this 2425-nucleotide messenger RNA. RefSeq lists its product as uncharacterized. Bases 244 to 870 code for a protein of 208 amino acids. The transcript has 4 exons. The record is from RefSeq and is a predicted model, not a curated record. Lineage: Eukaryota; Metazoa; Chordata; Actinopteri; Cypriniformes; Cyprinidae.